UAUCUGCUAAGGAAGAAGCAAUGUUUGAAAAUGAACAAGAUGAGUUGAAAGGUGAACUGAAUUCGCUCUCCAGAUCCCUUUCACAACUGGCACGACAGAGGAGAAAUGUCAUUUUAAAAGGGAAGAGAAGUCGUAGGCCAUUCAAUCUCUGGGAUAAAUAUAUGCAGCAAUUUAGUGGUUCUGUGCAGUUGGAGACUGAGUUUGUCAAUAUAUUGACUAAACGUAAUAGAUUGUAUUGCCGUAUUCAUUUGGUACAAAAGUGUCGACGUCAAGCCAUUUUCAAAAAUCGUUCCAAUCACAGUAUGUGUUGUGUAGGGGGAAAUAUCCAAGUUUGUUUAUGUUAUAUUCAUGUAUUUUCUUUAUAUUUCACAUUUGUUUCAUAUGUCGUAGAUAAAUAUAAUAUGACUACCAAUUGUUUUAUUUUUCGCAUUAUGUAUUUAUUUAAGCUUCAAUGUAUAUUUGGCACG
Molecule: messenger RNA, 467 nt
Organism: Linum tenue
Lineage: Eukaryota; Viridiplantae; Streptophyta; Magnoliopsida; Malpighiales; Linaceae
Source: the annotation of a GenBank genome assembly